Messenger RNA from Anastrepha ludens (Mexican fruit fly), 4545 nucleotides. Its product is annotated as odorant receptor 49b-like. The record is from RefSeq and is a predicted model, not a curated record. NCBI's taxonomy places the organism in Eukaryota, Metazoa, Arthropoda, Insecta, Diptera, Tephritidae. Gene Ontology annotation, molecular function: olfactory receptor activity; odorant binding. Gene Ontology annotation, biological process: sensory perception of smell; detection of chemical stimulus involved in sensory perception of smell. Gene Ontology annotation, cellular component: plasma membrane. The coding region runs from base 3313 to 4440 and encodes 375 amino acids. The transcript has 11 exons.
AACAUGAAAUUUUGUAAAUGGAUAUGGAUUUUAAGUCUGCCAGACAUCCAAUGAAAUAAGAGUUUAGACGGUGGCGUCGCAUUUUGACAAGAGCAGAAAAGUGGCCGAGAAAGUGUUCAGCACUCUAAUUAUGUCGGUCGAGAUAGAAUGGGAGCACAAAUCGGAAGCAAGGCGAAACAUCCAACAGAUGCGUAAUCCAAAGAAGCAAUGUUGAAGCGGCUCUCCUGUGGGGGUGCCUGUAUUUACGAACAGACGACAAGUACGAAUGCCUGAGGUAAGCCUCAAGACGAACUCAAACAGACGACAAGUCGAUAUCGAGCAAUGAUAUUGCAACUUUCCGAUUCCCCAUUGGUCACAGUGUAGUAAUGGAAGCUAAUAAUAGCAUAUAACCCCAUAUGCAACUAGAAGAGGAACCUGGGCGCAAGUACCUGCUGUGUCUGAAAAAAACAAAUGCGGCUCCAUCUUGAUGAACUGCUUUUAGCAAUCCCAGAAGGGAAUCAGCCGAGAGGGGACGAGAGGAUAGUGAACUUAUAGUGUUAGCGAGAACAGUUUUUGUGUUUAAGAUAAAUAGAAGAGCCAAAAUGGACAACACCGUCCUGGUCCAAUUUUUCGGAAGGGUCAACUUUAACGCCAUUUUUGAAAUUAUUAGAAUUAAGAAAAAAAUAUUUUCAUUUUUGCCACCAGGACCCCUUAAAACAACAGAUUGAAGACUGUCUUGAUGACCGCUUAACUACCAGAAACAUUCCAGACAUUUACCAGGGAGAUUAUUUGUCUCCUAGCCGGAAACACGGUGUAUGCGCAUUGCGGUGGCAAAUUUGAUGAACGAUUCAGGUCAGGUUCUGAGACCCGUCCAUGUGCCAUGUCCAUGUGAACAUAUUUAUAUGUAUAUAUGUAUGUAUAUAAUUGGCGUGUACACCCUUUUUUGGGUGGAGGACCGAGCUCCUCCUCCUAUUUAUAAUGUACGUCUUGAUGUUGUUCCACAAAUGGAGGGUCCUACAGUUUCAAGCCGACUCCGAACGGCAGAGGAGCUUUUUCAUGACAGAAAUACACUAGGAGGUAUGGCAUUGCCUGCCGAGUGGCGACCGUUACUAGAAAAAACGUUUUCUUAAUUUUGAUGUUUCACCGAGAUUCGAGCCUACGUUCUUUCUGAAUUCCGAAUGGUAGUCACGCGCCAAUUCAUUCGGCUACGGCGGGCGUCCAUAUGGUAUAACUGGUAUUAAAAUGCGAAUUAAGAUAUUUUGUGUAUCUUUGUAUAUUACGAGCAGGAUUGCUUCGUUCUCAACAUUUAACAAACGUAAAAGGCUGAUAGUAGCUGAACAAAAAUCAUAGAUUUGCUAUCCGGUAAAACUCAACUAAUGAUUGCAGCACUUUGACGAAAGGCUGUAUUCAUUACAAAAUUAUAGGAAUUUCAAAUUUACUUGUAAAUGUGAAAGGAACGUGUUACGCCGCCUUAAAAAAUAAAUGACGCCAACUUGGGAAAUGGUCAGAGCCAUUGAAGAAUUUGCUUAUCGGAUAUGAGUAGAAUCUAAGCACUUCCCCUCUAGCAACAGGGAAUACAAUUGGUGCUAUUCACAAUAAGAUAAGAGUUUGUAAUCACUCACAGCAAAGCUAGAUAAUCGUUGGAUUCCUGUGAUUUACUCGUAGAUCUAACAAUACAAAUAAAAUAUAUACAUUUUCGACACGUAUUAAAAUAAAAAACUUUUGCAGUACCUUCUGAUAAUAAAUUAAUAUUUUGUUGAAACGUAUUAUAGCCCACGUAUUUGAGCCUAACAAACACCAAGUCGCCAUUUCACUGCUACUGUUAUACCCUGUGAUCAGAAAGUACCGGGAAUGUUUAAAAACAAAGUUAAAUUUCAGGCAAAUUUAUUUUGUCUCCUUCAAAAUAUUACUCUGCGUUUGUUCGAUCCAAAUUAGAUUAUGCCUCUUUUAUUUGGAGACCUUAUCAUGCAGUCCACAUAAAUCGAGUGGAGAGGGUUCAAAAAAUCUUUGUGCAUUUCGCACUACAUUCACUUAAUCUCUCAGAGCCGAAACCAUCAUACGAAUCUCGCUGUCGUUUGAUUAGUCUCUUUCCAUUAAGUGGCAGAGGUACUUUUCAGGAAGUAUCAUUUAUCUUUGAUCUCAUUAAUGGACAAAUUGGCUGCCCGGUCCUUCUAGAAAGAAUACAGUUUAAUGUUCUUCGCAGAUAUUUUCACCGUUGCAAAAUUUUUCGCGUUGGCUUUAGUAGGGCAUUAUAUAGUGCCAAUGCGCCUCUCGUUAGAACGUUGUCUGGCCUUAAUUAUCUCGCCUCCCUUUUGGAUUUAGACUUUUCUAGGACCAAACUCGUAUUUCAAACGCAAUUCAAAAAUUACUUUCUAUGUAAGAAAUCUAAAUAAAACCUAGUAUAUAUUUGUUAUUUUAGUUUCUUAAGUAUUAAUUUUGUUAAUAACUUCUAUAUAUUUUUAGCAAUUUAAUGGUUUCUUAUGUUGCUAAUCUAAGUUUUCUACACUGUUUGAUAUUAAAUAUUGUAAAUUUGUAUUUUAGUUCUGAAAUUUAUAUCUUAAAUGUCUGUUCUGAAUUUUGUUAGGCAUUAAAUAAAUAUAUAAAUAAAUAUGACCCGUCUGAAGCAACACACAUCUGCCAACGUUUAAUCCAAUCCUCCAUGCAGCCCUGGUAGGCCGACGAAGGGAUGGCCUUCAAGUCCUUCGUCGCAUUCUCUUUGAUCUCCUCUAUUGACAAAAAAUCUCCUUCCACGAAGUGGUAACAACUUCAACUUGGGAGACAAAAAGAAAUCGCACGGGGCCAUAUCAAGUGAAUAAGAUGCUUCCACGAUGGUAUUUAUUUGGUGUUUCAUCAAAUAAUCCAGCACAAUUUGGUAUCGGUGCGAUGGCGCGUUAUCAUCAUGCUAAAUCCAAGAAUUGUUGCUCACAUUUCUGGCCCUUUGCGACGUACUCUCGUAUCUCGUCCGUAUAUCUCAAACGCUUCAAAACGGAUAAAUAUUACUCUUUAUUGACUGUCUGGGCCGAUGGAAGUACUCAUGAUGCACUACGCCUUGGCAAUGGAAGAAAGCAGUCAACAUCACCUUCACGGUAUUUUUUUAUCAUAAGUGCAUUAGGAAGAACUAUCAGCAGAUAAUUAUUGGGCAUACGAAAUUCGUAAUUAAAAAGAAUGCGGAAAACUCUCUACCACAUGGUACCUCUCACGCACAUUUCCUAUGCAGUUUAAGAACAUAAAACAAAUGUCAGUGUUGCAAAAUCAUACAAAUAUUUGGUUUCCAUUCUUGCAAAUCCAUAAAUCGUGCAACCACCGUACAGAAAAGCAGAAAAAUAGAAUACAAUGGAAAGCGACGAAAUGCACUUCUCAGCAGAAUUAUUCAGCUGGAAUUUUGCUAUUUGGCGGCACAUGGGAUAUUUGGAUGAACAAAAAAGGCGACUGGCCCACUUUAUAAUCUCUAUGCCAACAGUAGUAUGUGUAUUGGUCGGUUUCGCCUUCUUUAUGAGUAAAAAUGAUCUAGAAGAAGAUAUCUACAAUUUCUUCAUUAUAAUGGUUUGUUUUACGGCCAUAUUACGAGUUCUGGUGGUAUUAAUGAGACAACGAAAAUUUUUGGACUUGUUCAAAGUUAUUGAGUACUGGUACAUCGAACUGCAACUUCAAAAUAGCGAAAAUGCACUGGAAAAAUUAAAGGAACUUACUAAAAAGGCUCGGUUCUGUACCAAAUAUGGUCUGCGAUGUGCCUUGCUUGUUGAUGUAUUUAUCGCUCUUCAGCCAAUGAUAACGGGAUAUGGCAAACUCGUGGCCGAUGUUAAAUUUCCUGGCAUCGAUUUCCACAAGAGCCCCAUUUAUGAGAUAAUGUAUCUACUGCAAACCUGCUGGGUUCUACCCAUAACAACAUUCUCCUAUGUGCCAUAUGUAAAUUUUCUAUUGAUCUUCAUAAGCUUUGGCAUUUUCGCAAUCAGAGAUCUACAGAGAAGAUUAGAAGAUCUAUGCCUAAUGGAUGACAGGGAUGCGUUGGACAAUGUCAAGAGAUGUGUUGCCUAUCAUGUGAGAAUCAUCAAAUUUCACGAAGAUUUGGAGCAAUUUUUUUCGCUAAUGAGUUUGCUAGAUGCGAGCUUGUAUUGUGUAACACUUUGCAUGAUGUUGGUCUAUACGACCAUGGAAUUUACGAUGCCACUUUUGAUUAAAGGCAUAGGAAUUUUACUAGUUUUAACAACAUUAAUUUUUUUAACCUAUUGGCUGGCCGACACUUUCACUCAUGAGAGUCUGAAUAUCGCUGAAGUCGCUUAUAAUACCAAUUGGAUGGACCGUGAUAAGGAAUUUCGCAGAUGCAUUUUACUAAUUAUCGCCAGAAGUCAGCGUCAUCUGACGCUCACUGCAGGUGGUUUCAAACCAAUGAAUAUGAAUACAUUUAUGGUUAUAAUGCGCUCUUCUUACUCAUUUUUCUCUCUUCUACAGAGCACAAUGUAGAAUAAUGUCAAGUAAAAAUGUAAAGGAAAAUAUUCGCAUGGAAAAGUGUAACAGUUAUAUUUUUUAAAUAGAAAUCAAAACUGCUUAAAAUAAAUGUACACAAUU